Molecule: messenger RNA, 1657 nt
Organism: Solenopsis invicta (red fire ant)
Lineage: Eukaryota; Metazoa; Arthropoda; Insecta; Hymenoptera; Formicidae
Gene: Nup62
Product: nuclear pore glycoprotein p62
Exons: 5
Coding region: 211-1515 (434 amino acids)
Biological process (GO): protein import into nucleus; RNA export from nucleus
Cellular component (GO): nuclear pore; nuclear pore central transport channel
Molecular function (GO): phospholipid binding; structural constituent of nuclear pore
Source: RefSeq, a predicted model, not a curated record
GUCCAAAAGCACCAAUCACGUUUGAUUAUACUGCUUUAUUCUGACGACUGUCGCGCGCGCACCACUACCACAAGAACUACGCGGACGACUACUUCUUUUGCAUCUGUACGAUUUGUACGACUUUGUUCGUAUAACCUCAAUUCCUGUUUAACUGUCAAGUUUGGCGGGCUUACACGGUCGAAGCAGGUCGGAGUGAAUUCGAAGCAUACGAUGGCUACGCCUCCGAAUACCGGACUGUCCUUUGGCACUCUAAAACCCACGACAGCACUCACUGGUCUGACUUUCGGUACUCCGACUACCAUGGCCACUGGGGCUGGUUUCGGUCUCGGCGGUGGUAUAACCGCGACGACCACGUCCAUAUCGACUGCGUCGAGCCUGCCGAGUUUUACGAAUCUUGCGAGCAGCGGAACGACCAUGUCCGCGGCAACGGGACUCUCGUUCGAUCCCACGAAAGCGUCCACUAGCGCGACUACGGGAUUCCCUAUCAUGACAACCACGGCAGCACCAGGUUUCAGUUUUGGGGUCGGGGCAUCAAAACCUAUGACAGGAUCUACCAGCUUGACCUUUGGUACUCCAAACACCAUGACCACUGGAACUGGAUUUGGUCUUGGCAGUACAAUUGCGACUACAACAUCUACAACGAACGUACCAAGCUUUAGCCUUUCUAGUAGUACAGCACCAGUGGCAUCUACGGCGCCAGGACUUUCAUUUGACGCCGCAAAAACGGGUACAACCACAACCUCAACUACUGGAGGAUUUGCUCUUGCGACAACUACAGCAGGAUUUAGUUUUGGAAUGGGAACAUCAACAACUACCUCCACAGGAUUUCCUUUGAGCAAAACUACUUCUGCUGUUGUUGCAACAAGUCUAGCAGCACCUUCCACUCUUACUUCGUUAGGUACCACCACUACCGUUAGUUCCGCGACUGGUAUUCAAUCAGGGGCUAUUAAUUUCUGUCAGCUUGAAGAAUCUAUUAACAAAUGGACCUUAGAGUUAGAGGAGCAAGAAAAAGUAUUUGUGAAUCAAGCAACACAAGUUAAUGCUUGGGACAAAUUGUUAAUAACAAAUGGGGAGAAAAUAGUAACAUUGAAUCAAGAAGUUGAAAGAGUGAAAAUUGAGCAGCAGCAAUUGGAGCAUGAACUGGAUUAUGUUGUUGGACAACAGAAAGAGUUGCAAGAAUGUUUAGUACCAUUAGAAAAGGAGCUAGCAUCUCUUUCUGUUUCUGAUUCCGAUCGAGAGUACACUUAUCAAUUGUCCGAGAAUCUCGAUACCCAGUUAAAACGCAUGUCAGAGGAUCUGAAAGAAAUAAUAGAACAUUUGAACGAAGCGAACCGUGCUCAGGAUUCCAGCGAUCCGAUUGUCCAAAUUGGAAAGAUUUUGAACGCGCACAUGAAUAGUCUGCAGUGGCUGGAUCAACAGACAGCCAUGUUGAAUCAGAAAAUACAACAGAUUGAUCAAAUACAUCAGAGUUUCAGGCAAGAAAGCGAACAGAAUUUACAUUUAGCUUACAAUUAACUUUAUGCAUUGAUUUUAUAUAUAUAAAUUUGUAAGAAUUAUUUUUCAAAUGUGACGUAGCUUAUUUAAUGAGAAGUCCCUGGGUGAAUGGAUAUGAUGUAUGAAUGAGAGUCUUGAGAAAUAUAAAUAUAUUUUGCAUUUA